GAAAAAGGAUACAACAAUGGACACCACGACGCGCAGUAUUCGCAUGUUAACACUAGGGAAUCGGAUAGAUAUUUGUAAUUUAGUUGACCAAGGAGAAUCGUUGGAAGACAUUGCGGAUGCUUACGCGAUAGCCCCUCAAUCCGUGGUCAAGAUUACAAAGCAGAAAAAAAAGUUACACAAAUAUUUGGCCAUGGGUAUCGAUCUUAAUGUGUUGCGCGUGCGACUUCCCAACGCACUUAAAACAGACCUCACCAAAAACAAAAUCGAACUGCAACAGCAGGUGAAGAAAGCGAGACCCGUGGAGGAGGAAUCGGACACAAGCAAUUCGCAUGAGGACAAGAGCUUUUUGGAAAGUAACAGCACGGCAGCCAAGGAAAAGCGUGUACAAGAUCCCACCAAUCCGGAAAAAGCGUACGCAGCGAAGGAUGUGUUUUUUGCGGACGUUAUUUCUUUGCAGUACGGAGAGAUCGAUAAUCCGCUAGAUGUGCUUUGUGCCACCAACAUGGACGGGAGCGUGAAAUUGCCUCUCUUGGUGGUCGGUAUGCAUGCGCCACAAGAGGGCUGUAAAGACACGCACAGCAUGCCCGCGGUUUACAUAGUCCAAGUCAUGGGAAGGAUGACGGAGAACAUAUUCCUGAAGUGGGUGAAAAAAAUGGACACGACGUUUACGAGGAUGCAGCAGAAGGUGGUCGUCUUCGUGCGAGAAUCCAAGGCAGUAUCGAGCAGCAUGGAAAUAGACACCAAGUACGUGGACGUACACUUUGUGCCAACCAGUGCUGGUUCGGUUCUGAAACCGCUCACUGCUGGGAUAUCGAAUAGAUUGAAAACCCGCUAUCUGUACAAAGUCAGGCAAGAGCAGGCAAUCUGGAACAAGGAUAUGGUGCUAGAGGAAGCACUCGAAAUCUUGCAAGAUAUUUGGAUGAACGAAAUCGACCUACCCUCCAUUCGGAAGGGUUAUGAAAAUGCAGAUUUCUCGGAAUAUUUAUCCACUGCUCUCAACAAGCAUGAAGAUGAGGCUACAGAAGACUACAGACUAGCGGAGGAGCUCGUGGAAACAGAGUACACAACUACCCAUGAGUACCUGGAUGAUUCGGAUGAGAAAAUUGAGGAGUGCAUUGAAACAGACACAGUUCCCCACGAGCAGUUGGGUGAAACGUUUGAUUUUCCGGAGAUCAGAGAAUCCACUGAAGCAGACGAAAUAUUCGUGGCUGAAUAUGACGACUGUUCGCAGGAAGUCGUAGAGUCUAUGUCUUGCGAGUAUCUAGAGGAGAUCGUAGAGAACUCUGAUGAAACAGACUACGUAGAAAGUACGGAGUACGGAGAAAUAUCUCCAAACGACGAAUGCGACGAUAUGAUAGAUGAUAAUGUGACUUACGACUUGGAAAAUUCAAAAAACCAGCACUCUGGUCAUCCAAAUGUCUUUGAAAAUGUUGUCCGAAUAGAGGCAGAAGAAACGGAGGCCCCGCCCGCGAUGAGCAACUCCAACGAGAUGGAAACGAGUGAUCUUUUCGCGGUAAGAAAUGUGAAAAUACAUGAAAACGAAGAUCAGAUCGCCGUCUCUCUUGAUACUGUGUGGCGCAAUCUACUGACAACAGAGAAUGUUCCCAAUUCCCUAUUUCAGAAGUUCUAUGAAUUGGAACAUUUCUUAAAAAGUCAAUAACACUUUACUGCUGCACCUUCGCGGCCAACUAGGCACUAGUUAUAGAUACAUUUGAUUGGGCUACCGUUUCCAUGAACAGAAUUGAAUAUACGCUUUGCACAACUCGCCAAUCACGAAGAUUAUUUUUUAUUAUUGUAACAUUGGAACAAGGCGAUAAA
Messenger RNA from Anopheles cruzii, 1818 nucleotides. Its product is annotated as tigger transposable element-derived protein 4-like. The record is from RefSeq and is a predicted model, not a curated record. The transcript is spliced from 2 exons. NCBI's taxonomy places the organism in Eukaryota, Metazoa, Arthropoda, Insecta, Diptera, Culicidae. Bases 17 to 1660 code for a protein of 547 amino acids. Gene Ontology annotation, molecular function: DNA binding.